Molecule: messenger RNA, 1480 nt
Organism: Eurytemora carolleeae
Lineage: Eukaryota; Metazoa; Arthropoda; Copepoda; Calanoida; Temoridae
Gene: Gas8
Product: growth arrest-specific protein 8
Exons: 14
Coding region: 1-1389 (462 amino acids)
Biological process (GO): cell motility
Cellular component (GO): motile cilium; Golgi apparatus; microtubule
Molecular function (GO): microtubule binding; small GTPase binding
Source: RefSeq, a predicted model, not a curated record
AUGCCUCCUAAAAAAGGAGCCGCUAAGGGGGGAAAGAAGGGGAAAGGGGGUAAAAAAUCCGGCUCCUCUAAGGGACCAACAAUAAUAGAUGGAGUUCCUGCAAGUGAAAUGACACGAGAGCACAUAGAGGGACACGUUCGGAGACUUCAGGAGGAACUGCAGAAGGAGAGAAACGAGAGAAACUUCUACCAGAUGGAGAGGGACAGGAUCGACACCUUCUGGGAGGUCACCAGGAAGGAGUUGGAUGAGACGAGGGCGGAGGUUCGAGUGAAGGACCGUGAGCUGGAGGAGAGCGAAGAGAGGCACAUGAUGGAGGUCAAGGUGUUCAAGCAGAAGGUCAAGCAUCUACUCUACGAGCAGGAGAACAACAUUGCGGAGAUCAAGGCAGAGAAUAUGGUCUCACUCAAGGUUGCUCGGGAAGAGCAUCGAGAACAGGAGCAGCUUCAUCUAAGAGAUAAAGAGCAGUUAAAAGAGCAGCUUCACAACAAAGAUAAACAGUAUUUACAACACAUUAGAGAUAUAAAACUGAGGCAGACGGAGCAGAUAGAAGAACUUAGGACUAAGUUUGAAGAUCAAUCCAGAGAAAUGGAAACCAGAUACCAGGAUAGAUACAACCAGCUCAGGUCUGAGUUAGGACUGAGAGCAAAGACUGAAGUAAGCCAUGUGGCAGAGCAGAAGAAUGAUCAGAUUGAACACGUAAAGAAGAGCCACGAGAAAGCUUUUAAUGAAAUCAAGAACUAUUAUAACGAUAUAACGUUGAACAACUUGGCAAUGAUUGCAACCCUGAAAGAGGAAAUUAAAGAAAAAGAACAAAAAAUAGAAAGGAGUGAGAAACAAGUUUCUAUGGUUCAAGCAGAAAAUAAAAAGCUCUCUGAACCAUUGAAGAAAGCAAAGGAAGAAUUACAGAGACUUAAAGGUAUACUGGGUAACCAGGAGAAGGAUAAGAACGCACUUAUUGCUUGUAAAGCCAAACUGAAAGUCCUAACGAGGGAGGUUGAAGCCUCUAAAUGGGAACAGGAUGUACUUUUGCAAAAAUACUGUGAAGUGUCGAGAGAACGAGAUGAAUUACAGGAGAGAUUUAGUACAGCUAUACUAGAGAUACAGCAGAAAUCUGGUCUGAAGUACAUGCUACUGGAGAAGAAAAUAAUAGCUCUCAGAGAAGAGUUGGAGGAAAAAGAUGCGCUUCUUGGAGCUAACCGAGGAGGAGGAGGAGGAGAAGGGGACGGAGGACAAGGUUGGAUGAUGAAUGAGAGGUUGGAUAUCCUCCGAGAAAAGAAUAAAAGAAUUAAAGAGCUUGAAACAGAACUAGUUCUAGCGGCCAGAAGAGAAGAACUAGAGAAUGGUUCAACAGGGUCAGAGACAAGUAGUUCAAGAUCAACGUAUUCAUGAUCAUCAUUCACAUAAAGGAGAAGAAUGAGGAGAAGGAGGAGAGGGAGGAGAGGGAGGAAAAGGAGGAGAAGGAGAAAAAGGAGACGUAGGA